AUGGCAGAAGGGUGCAGAAGCCUUGGCCUCAUCUCCCUGCGCUCUGCCUCCGCAGGGGUCCGAGUCACCAGCGUGGACUGGCAGCGGUCGGGGAACGGCACUGCGCACCACACCCAGGAGUAUCCUUGCCCUGAGCUGGUGGUCCGCAGGGGCCAGCCGUUCCGCCUCACCCUGGAUCUGAGCGGAGACCUGGACAGCGAGGAGACCCUUAUCUUCACGGUGGAGACCGGGCCCAAGGCUUCCGAGGCCCUCCACACCAAAGCUGUGUUCCAGACGGCGGAGCUGGAGGGGGGUGACGUCUGGACCGCGGUGAAGGAGUCGCAGACGGAGAACAGCAUGAGUGUCAGCCUCGCCAGCCCUCCCGAUGCUGUGAUCGGCCGCUACCAGCUGAGCGCCAGGGCUUCCUCUCGCAGGAGGCACAGUGACCGGAAGCUGGGAGAGUUUGUUCUCCUUUUCAAUCCAUGGUGUCCAGAGGACGAUGUAUUUCUGGCCUCAGAGGAAGAGAGACAGGAGUACGUGCUCAACGACAGUGGCAUCAUAUUCCGAGGCGUGGAGAAGCACAUCCGAGCGCAGGGCUGGAACUACGGGCAGUUUGAGGAGGACAUCCUGGAUAUCUGUCUGUCCAUCCUGGACCGAAGCCCCAGUCACCAAGAUGACCCAGCCACUGAUGUGUCCCAUCGUCACAACCCCAUCUAUGUCACCAGGAUCAUCAGUGCCAUGGUGAACAGCAACAAUGACCGGGGUGUCGUGCAAGGACAGUGGCAGGGCAAAUAUGGCAGCGGCACCAGCCCACUGCACUGGCGCGGCAGCGUGGCCAUCCUGCAGAAAUGGUUCAAGAGCAGGUUCAAACCAGUCAAGUACGGCCAGUGCUGGGUCUUCGCUGGAGUCAUGUGCACAGUCCUCAGGUGCUUGGGGAUUGCGACACGAGUGGUGUCCAACUUCAACUCGGCCCACGACACUGACAAAAACCUGAGUGUGGACAAAUAUGUGGACUCCUUCGGGCGGACCCUGGAGGACCUGACAGAAGACAGCAUGUGGAAUUUCCAUGUCUGGAACGAGAGCUGGUUUGCCCGGCAGGACCUGGGCCCCUCUUACAAUGGCUGGCAGGUUCUGGAUGCCACACCCCAGGAGGAAAGCGAAGGUGUGUUCCAGUGUGGCCCCGCCUCAGUGACUGCCAUCCGAGAAGGUGACAUACACCUGGCCCACGAUGGCCCCUUCGUGUUUGCGGAGGUCAAUGCCGACUAUAUCACCUGGCUGUGGAAUGAGGACGAGAGCCGGGAGCGUGUGUACUCGGACACCAAGAAGAUUGGAAGGUGCAUCAGCACCAAGGCGGUGGGCAGUGACUCCCGUGUGGACAUCACAGGCCUCUACAAGUAUCCAGAAGGGUCCCGGAAGGAGAGGCAGGUGUACAGCAAGGCCGUGAAGAAGCUGUUCGGCGUGGAAGCCAGGGGGAGGAGGACGUGGAUCCGCAGGGCCGGCGGGCGGGGUCUCUGGCGUGACGACCUCCUGGAGCCCGCCACCAAGCCCAGCAUCACCGGCAAGUUCAAGGUGCUGGAGCCGCCGGUGCUGGGUCACGACCUGCAGCUGGCUCUGUGCUUGACCAACCUCACCUCUCGGGCCCAGCGAGUCCAAGUCAAUUUGAGCGGCGCCACCAUCCUCUACACCCGCAGGCCUGUGGCCGAGAUCCUGCACGAGUCCCACGCGGUGAAGCUGGGUCCGCAGGAAGAGAAGAAGAUUCCAGUAGCAAUAUCUUACUCUCAGUAUAAAGAAGACCUGACAGAAGAUAAGAAGAUACUAUUGGCUGCCAUGUGCUUUGUCUCCAAAGGAGAGAAGCUCCUGGUGGAGAAGGACAUUACCCUGGAGGACUUCAUCACCAUCAAGGUGCUGGGCCCAGCCACCGUGGGGGUGGCAGUUAUAGUGGAAGUGACGGUGGUCAACCCCCUCUUGGAGAAAGUGGAGGAUGGUGUGCUGAUGGUGGAGGGCAGUGGCCUUCUCCAAGGACAGCUCAGCAUAGAGGUGCCCAGCCUGCAGCCCCAGGAGAAGGCCUUGGUCCAGUUCAACAUCACCCCAUCCAAGAGUGGCCCCAGGCAGCUUCAGGUGGACUUCGUCAGUCACCACUUUCCGGACAUCAAGGGCUUUGUGAUUGUUGACGUGGCCACAGCCAAGUGACGGACCCUCAGGGUCUGAGGGGGAGCAUUCGGCCCCUGUUUUGCUCCUCGCCACCUUUCUGUGGGAGCCGAGAAGCCUGGGUCAGUCCUGCCUCAGUCUCUGCCCUACUCUGUGAGUUUAGGCAAGGCCCUUCCCUCUCUGGGUGGAGGUCCUCAUCUGUAAGAUGAGGUUUGGACUCAUUCAUCCUGAACCUUUUGGACAAAUAGGUGAAGUAAGAACCUAGGGAUCCUCUCCCCCUUCUCAUCACGCUCCUGGCUAGAAGACUGACACCUCCGAGAGUCCCAGUCACCCUGGCCCACUCAGCUGCAGCCUCUUUGCCCCUCCAGCUCACCUGUCCCUGUGUCUCUCUCAACCCUUCAAAUGCCCUAGCCACAUCCAGACCCAGCCGUCCUCCCCAGGCCUGACAGAGAGCCCAGAUGUUAGAGCCGGAAGCUAAAGCAUCCCUCAACACUCCCACUGCAAAGAGGAAGGGCCUGGCUGGGCCCAGGGCACCUGGAGGCAGAGUCAUCCUGCAUAUGCUACUUGCUCCACCUUAUGCCAAAGUCAUGUUCCUGAAAAGCAUUAGAUUUUACACAUCGAGAGAUUUUUCCCUCAGGGGAGACAUAGGCUCUGGAUUUAAGGGGCAGAACCCAGUAAGCAGCUGAAAAGAUAAAGAAGGGUCCAUCCAAUGGAUUGUAUUUCCCUGAACUCUGUAGCCUCAGAUCUGAUCCGGUUAGGAUCAAGGAGCUCACCAACCUUCCCAGC
Ictidomys tridecemlineatus (thirteen-lined ground squirrel) is the source of this 2913-nucleotide messenger RNA. RefSeq names its product transglutaminase 6 (gene Tgm6). Gene Ontology annotation, biological process: peptide cross-linking. Gene Ontology annotation, cellular component: cytoplasm. The record is from RefSeq and is a predicted model, not a curated record. Gene Ontology annotation, molecular function: protein-glutamine gamma-glutamyltransferase activity. NCBI's taxonomy places the organism in Eukaryota, Metazoa, Chordata, Mammalia, Rodentia, Sciuridae.